AAUUGGAAGAAGCAGGGAAAGGAGGAGGAAUAAAGAGUGAGGGUGAAAAGUGAGGGCGGGACCAGAUCGGUGGUCGGCUGGAACCCUGGAAUUUCAGAGCGUCUCUGUUACUUCAUCUCGGACGGGCCGGUGCGCGCCAGUCGCCUUGGAUCGAGGGCUUCGAGCUCGGGUUCGCCGCACGCGGGCAGCGUGCGAAGCGCUUCAAAGGUGUGAGGUCGCGGGGGACAGUGCUGUCGCUGUGGGCAGUGCUGUCGCUGUGGACAGGUCCGUCGCACAAGCGCACAACCUGGAGAAGCAGCUUUUUCUUUUUUUUUUCUAGAGCUCCGUUAAUUGUUGCCCUUGACGGACAAAGUUCCUUCCUAAUUGCAUUGAUCCUAGCUAGAUAUUUCCACGGUGAUCACUGAAUAUAUGAAGAAGGACGUAUGCAUCAUUUAUUUAUGAAACGUUAGGAGCCAAAACUGCGGCCUGUCUACACUAUGGAUUUCAAGGACAUCAACGACAGUCUGGCCAACGUCACCGAGUUGGAACCGUUCGACUUUUACCAGGUGGAGACGCUGACCUUCCUCUGGAUCCUGUUCGCCUGUAUUGUUCUUGGCAACAGCGCCGUGCUGGCGGCGCUUCCAAAGGGCAGGAAGUCUCGCAUGAACUUCUUCAUUAUGCACCUCGCCAUUGCAGAUCUCGGCGUCGGGCUAGUGAGCGUCCUAACCGACAUCAUCUGGAAGACAACUGUCGACUGGCAUGGAGGCCACUUCGGUUGCAAAAUCGUCAAAUUUGCACAGGUGCUGGUAACAUACUCUUCGACAUACGUGCUGGUGGCACUGAGCAUCGACCGGUACGACGCCAUCACUAGGCCUAUGAAUUUUUCUGGAAGCUGGAAGCGAGCACGCUGGCUGGUAUCGCUGGCCUGGGCGGCGUCCGUCGCCAUGUCCUUGCCCUCCAUUUUCCUCAACGGGGAGGCAGUAGUGCACGGCCGUCUGCAGUGCUGGAUCGAACUCGAGCUGUGGCAGUGGCAGGUGUACAUGACGCUGGUGGCUGGCUCGCUGUUCUUCGUGCCGGCCCUGCUUAUCGCUGCCUGCUACAGCGUCAUCGUCUACACCAUAUGGAAGCGGAGCAAGAUACUAAGAGGUGUUCACGGCAAAGAGAUCGAAACGAGACGAACGAGUUCUCGAGGAGUGAUUCCGAAAGCGAAAGUCAAGACAGUCAAGAUGACUCUGAUCAUAGUUUUAGCGUUCGUGUUCUGCUGGAGCCCUUAUUUCGUCUACGACCUCCUUCAAGUGUACGGGGCGACGCCCAAGACUCAGGCAGCCAUCGCCGUGGCGACGUUCAUCCAGAGCCUAGCGCCACUGAACAGCGUCGCCAACCCGCUCAUCUACUGCUUCUUCUCGAGCAACAUGUGCCGCCACAUUCGGCACGAGGCUCUCCUCACCUUGUCGCCCCACGAGCCGCCGUCUUUAUGAUCCGCGCGCAUCGCCCGCGGUUCGGGCAACCGGUCGUACCUGACGCACUCGACGGCGGUGUCCAACUCGGUGCUCUGAAGGCGGCCCACUCUGCUGCCGGUGCGCCCGAUGACUAAUGAAACAAAGUUUUGGCGAACACGUCACUGAGCCUGGAGCGUCGGGGAAUCUCUAAACCCCGCGCUACUGCUUUUCACGGAGAUUCGCGAUUACAUACCACGAGAGUGUUUCAACUUUGCGUGAUAUGUGACGCCCCAGGUGCACCGCGCUUGCGCGUCUUCUACUGCUUGCUACCAUGGCGUCUACCACAGGGGUUCUCGAUCGCCCCCACGAUGACGUGGCAGUGCCAUGCCCAUCAACCCGCCUUCAUCCUAAUUACCCCUUGGUAUCACUCUUCGUCGCGACAGCCAGAAAUUAAUGAAAUAAAAAACGGUAAUUGUUAAGUAGAAUCUCAACUUCAGCAUAGUAACAGCGGUGUUUGAUAAUGCCAUACGUAGUAUUGAAAUCAACUGUUUAUCUCGAGGCUUCUACGCCCUAAAGCGAUGAUGGCGAGCUGGCAGGGUGUUUUUCUUUGGCCGCUUGGGUGACUGAGCCGCAGUAUUAGCCUUGACGACGGUCUAAUCCUCUUUUCUUUUUUAACUGUCGCAAUGACUGUAUGGUAUAGCAGUGCACGUGAUGGCGAUAUGCUACAGCAUUAAUCGAUUCGCAUCGUUACCGCGCUGCGCCGUAUGCCUAACCUGCACACCGCUAUACGGCAACGUAGCACGCGCUGCGAGUAGCUAAAACAGUCUAUUAUCUGUUGCAGGAACGUACCACCCUAAAGUCACUACCCAAUACGUACGUGCUAUGGUUAUACAAAAUGUUUCUUCUGCGGUGGUACAAAAGGUUUCGUCUGUUCCUAAAUUCCAGAAAAACACUUGCUAUACUUUUCAACUCAGUUAUACACGCCUCUGGCGCGCACAUCCAUUACUAACGCGGGCUACUGUGCUACAAUAGAUCCGAAGGUCUCAAUUCACGUGCGGCAUGGAAUUUCUAACGUCCUUACUUAUGAGAACAAUUCCACAGCCGUCUAACAUGUGUACUGAAGACCAAUCCCAUUAAGCCAACUCUUGUCAAAUGCAGACCCAUGAGUCACACAUGCUAGUUUAUCGCUGCUUCUUUGCCCACGUCAGUGGUGCGAGUUAGUUAAUGUCCUACUGAAUUUUUGCAGGCGACAAGCUCGGCCCUAAGCAUAAUUCGCUAAUAGAAAACCAACUUAGAAAAUGCUGUUAUCGGUGAUGUCUUACAAUUUCGAGGUAUGCUAUUCACAUCAAUAAUAAAGAAUGAUGCUGAACAAAUAAAGCAAUACAGCAAUUAUUGAUAUUUUGCUCCGCCAGCCACCAGUACACCACAUUCUACGUUCAUACUUAGUUCCCUGCAAUUGUGGCACGAUCAUAUAUAUAUAUAUAUA
This is a messenger RNA of Dermacentor andersoni, 2904 nucleotides long. RefSeq names its product cardioacceleratory peptide receptor-like. Gene Ontology annotation, biological process: neuropeptide signaling pathway. Lineage: Eukaryota; Metazoa; Arthropoda; Arachnida; Ixodida; Ixodidae. Gene Ontology annotation, molecular function: vasopressin receptor activity; neuropeptide receptor activity. The record is from RefSeq and is a predicted model, not a curated record. Gene Ontology annotation, cellular component: plasma membrane.